Messenger RNA from Laccaria bicolor S238N-H82, 343 nucleotides. RefSeq lists its product as uncharacterized. The transcript has a single exon. Bases 1 to 222 code for a protein of 73 amino acids. Lineage: Eukaryota; Fungi; Basidiomycota; Agaricomycetes; Agaricales; Hydnangiaceae. The record is from RefSeq and is a predicted model, not a curated record.
AUGUACCCCCCCGGGGACCUAUACCCGCUAAGAGGCGCGCUAUGUACCGCACAUACGUGUCCUCUUUGGCAUCUGACCUUGUUGUCUUUGGAAACGGUGCUGUUACGAGCACCGUCCCGUUACCAUACCGCCAAAUGUGUUAUCAUGCAUUGUCGUGGUAUGGACUUUUCGUUAUUCUUAUCAUCUUAUUCCUCUUCUUCCCCUUCGUCUUCCUCCACCUAGUCUUGUACAGUUAAUACUGAUCUGACAUAGACAAUUUCUAUACGACUUACGACUCACGGCACCCUUAUGAACAGUGUACAGUACACAGAUACGACUCGAUAGUACGUCGUGAGACUAGCCU